AUGGGUCGCAGAAAGAUUGAGAUCAAAGCCAUCAAGGAUGACAGAAAUCGUUCUGUAACGUUUCUCAAGCGCAAAGGCGGUCUUUUCAAAAAAGCGCAUGAACUCUCUGUACUCUGUUCUGUCGAUGUUGCAGUGAUCAUCUUCGGUCAUAACAAGAAGCUCUACGAGUUUUCCUCUGGUGAUAUCAACGACACCAUUGGUCGUUACCAAUAUUAUGGCGGUGCUCAUGAGCAUAAGGGACCGGAAGAUUUCAUGGGCAAGGGCGAUGACGAUGACGAUAUCGAUGAAGAAGGCGGAGGCAGCCCUCUACCGGGCUCACAUUCCCCGCCUGAGAAUUCCAUGAUGCCUCAACACCUUCAGCACCAACCACAAUUCCAACAUAUCAGGCACACGACCCCAUCUGCUUCUCCGCCGAUGCCCAACGGAGUCCCUUUCCACCACCGGGGUGUUUCCCCGCAGCCGCAUGGCGUUUCGCGUCCCAACUCUCGAACAGCUCAUGUGCGGCGAAACUCGAAUCUCGCCCCUCCCCACCAUCAGUCGCAGCCUCCCCCACCACCAAAUAACUAUGCAUAUAUGCCAAACCCGCCUUUCUAUAACCCACAGGCACAACAACAAGGCAUGCCACCCAAGCCGCCAGCUCCUCCACAGCCACCACAGUUUCAAUACACACAUCCUCCUCCACAGCAGCAUUCACAAGUGCAGUAUCUUCAACAACAAGAACAGCGACGACAGUCAAUGCCGCCAGUCUUUUCACAGGCGCAGGACCGGGCUGCGCCACCUCCAGCUCCUCAAGCACACAUGGGACAGCCAGGCCAGCAGCAGCAGCAGCAGCAGCAGCAACAACAACACCAACAACAGCAGCAGCAGCAACAACAACAGCAGCAGCAGCAGCAGCAGCAACAACAACAACAGCAGCAUCACAACCAACCCCAGAACCAGCAUCACAAUCAGCCUUCACCACCUCAACCAGAACAAAAUUUUCAGAGUCCUCCAAUUCCGCAGCCCAAGGCGCUCCCAGCUUCGGCAAAGAAACAUAGCAUAUUUACGCCCAUUGAUGACAGCAAUUCUGUCUUAGCAACACAUUGGGGCAGAACCACAUCGUCUGCUGAACUGACGCGAAGUGAGAUAAAGGUCGAACCAAAUAGAUCUCAAUCCAUAGACGUGGGACACGUAUCUCGGCAGCAGCCUCCACCGCCCGCCCCUUCGCACAAGCAUCAGGACCAAAAAGUCCUUGCAUCGCCAGGACUAGCAUCGCGGCAGCUGCCUCCCCAACCACAGCGAACAUCAUCUGCGUCAUCAGCUCCUAACGUCGGGCCGCCUUCUCGUGCCAACAGCAUGACAAACGGGCCCCCACGUCCAAGGCUCAAAGUACAGAUACCUAGCGAGCAGUCUGAUGCGGGCAGUGCCACUGCCGACUCUUCGCCUAAAGACACUGGAACAACGGGAGCAACUCCUGCAAGAGCAAACACCGAGACCUCUCACUCGUCAGGAGUUGUGCUACCACCACCUUCUCCAAGUGCAAGCGCGCUCCUCAGUGCAGGUGCCUCGGGGCCUCCAAAUCCGUUCGCGCGUCCACAUCCUCCAGGUGGAUUCAGCAAUAGAGAUAACAUGGAAACGCCUAUCUCAGCACUGCCCAGUCGUUUCGUAGAAAACAAUCUUCUGCCAUCUCCGUCAAGCUUCUACCCGGAGUGGGGCUUCGGACGCGAGAACAACAUGCUACCAAGCCCACUAGCAUUCCCGACUCCAGUCGUGACUAAUGGGCCAAGUUUCCGCGACGAAGAUGAACGAAAGCGGAAGACAUCUGACGCCGGCGAUGUGUCUCAGGCCAAGCGUAUCAAGGCCUGA
This is a messenger RNA of Pseudovirgaria hyperparasitica, 1845 nucleotides long. RefSeq lists its product as uncharacterized. The coding region runs from base 1 to 1845 and encodes 614 amino acids. The record is from RefSeq and is a predicted model, not a curated record. The transcript is spliced from 3 exons. Gene Ontology annotation, biological process: positive regulation of transcription by RNA polymerase II. NCBI's taxonomy places the organism in Eukaryota, Fungi, Ascomycota, Dothideomycetes, Acrospermales, Acrospermaceae. Gene Ontology annotation, molecular function: RNA polymerase II cis-regulatory region sequence-specific DNA binding; protein dimerization activity; DNA-binding transcription factor activity, RNA polymerase II-specific.